AUGGCCCCCAAGGCGGCUGCAGACCCGGCGGCUGGGGCAGAUGAAUUCACCGGCGGGGCCGGGGAUGGAAUGUAUGCGGGGACCGAUGCAGCUGCCACGGUCUGCGAACCGGCGCUCAGGACGGGAACCGGGGCAGGAUUGGAAUACAGUGCACUGUGGAAGAUAAUGCAAGCCAGCUAUCAAGUAUUAAAUACAACACACUCAAAUUUGACCCGAGAAUGCUGGCUGUGUUAUAAUAUUAGGCCCCCCUUUUAUGAAGGCAUAGGAAAUACCCAAAAGGUGAGACGCAUUAAUGGAAGCAAUCCUGCACAAUGAUCUUGGAAACAGAAUAGAAAUGAGACGCAAGGACUGACUUUAUCCCAAGUAACAGGUAAAGGAAGGUGUAUAGGAAAAAUACCACCAGAAAAAGAACACUUAUGUGAGGUGAUUAUGUCACAAAAAGAUGAAAAUAAACCAGCAGAAUGGCUCCUUCCCGCGGCAAAUACAAAGUGGGUUUGCAACAACAUAGGCAUUACUCCCUGUUUAUCAUUAAGGAUAUUUGAUUAUACUCAGGAUUACUGUAUACAGGCUACCAUUGUCCCUAGGAUUAUUUACCAUUCAACUGACUAUGUUUACCAGCAACAUACCACUGCAGAGUAUCAUCUAGUAAAAAGGGAACCCUUUACGACCCUGACCAUUGCAACCCUGCUGACUAUAGGAGGAGUAGGAGCGGGGACAGGAGUAGCCUCCUUGAUAAAUCAGCAAAAAGAAAUUAAGACAUUGCGAAUGUCAGUAGAUGAGGAUUUAGGAAGAAUCGAACAAGCCAUUGAUGGGUUAGUAAAGUCAGUAAGAUCCUUAUCUGAAGUAGUGUUGCAAAACCGCAGGGGUUUAGAUCUUUUGUUCUUGCAACAAGGCGGCUUGUGUGUAGCCCUGAAGGAAGAAUGCUGUGCAUAUGCCGACCAUACAGGAGUAGUAAUAGAUACCAUGACAGAAUUAAGAAACCAGCUAGAACAAAGGAGGCGAGAAAGAGAGGCAAAUCAAAGCUGGUAUGAAUCUUGGUUUAAUUAUUCCCCUUGGCUGACUACCCUGCUAUCCACGAUUGCGGGACCACUGAUUUUAUUGAUACUUGGAUUAACAUUUGGGCCAUGUAUUUUUAAUAAAUUGAUAACAAUUGUAAAGGGACGCUUAGAAGCAGCACAUUUAAUGCUUAUCAGAGCAAAGUAUGAAUCGCUACCUGAGGACAUAGAGGAUGAGAGAUUAGAAUGGGCUAGACAAGAAUUAAAAAGAUUCAAUGAACAAAAUUAG
This is a messenger RNA of Hirundo rustica (Barn swallow), 1284 nucleotides long. Its product is annotated as MLV-related proviral Env polyprotein-like. The transcript is spliced from 2 exons. The record is from RefSeq and is a predicted model, not a curated record. NCBI's taxonomy places the organism in Eukaryota, Metazoa, Chordata, Aves, Passeriformes, Hirundinidae.